UGAAAGACGUAUUUCUCACUCACUGUUAAACUUAAAUGGGUGGACCCGGUCUGAGUCUAAACCGACCCGACUAAAACCCUGCCCCAACGUUUACCAAAACCCUACACGAAGAGGUUUUCGCUCCUCCCACCUCUGACCACCUUGGGCUCUAAUUGGAGCUCCAGGGACUGUACGGACAUGGAGAAACCUCUGGUGGCACUUGAUAAAGGCACCACCUGCUCGUCGUGGAACUACUCCGGCCGGAGAUUGGCCACUGGCUCAGUCGACGGAACCCUCGCCAUCUUCGACACGCGCGACCCAGCUUCUUCCUCUUUCUCCUGCACUUCAAAAUCGAAGGUUACUGCAUAUUCUGAUGGCCAUGUCAAGGUCUAUGAGUUACUAGAUCCCUUGGAUCUGAAGAAUUGGCAACUUCAGGCUGAAUUUCAGAAUGUUAUUGAUUCAGUGUCUACGUUUGGGAAAGCCAUGUGCUUAUCUGCAUCUAUAUCUUGGAAUCCACAAAGAGGAGAGAGCCAGGAAUCCAGCUUUGUUUUGGGUUUCAAUUCAGACACACCACAACUUAAUUCUUCCAAGGUAUGGGAAUUUGAUCAGGCUCAUCAAAGAUGGCUCCCAGUUGCAGAGUUGGCUUCAGCUGGUGACAACGUUGAUCAGGUCUAUACUGUUGCAUGGGCACCAAACAUUGGCAGGCCCUAUGAGGUAAUUGCUGUUGCCACUCACAAGGGAAUAGCAAUAUGGCAUCUUGGAUUAAACCCCGACUCAGAUGGAAGGCUCUCAUUGGAGAAGAUUGCACAACUUUCAGGUCACAACAGCGAGGUCUGGCAGAUGGAAUGGGACAUGAGUGGGAUGACAUUGGCGACCACCGGGAAUGAUGGGGCAGUACGGUUGUGGCAGUCUAAUUUGAACGGUGUUUGGCAUGAAGAGGCUACAUUUGAACCCACUUCCUAGUCCCUUGCGACCUCUGUUGCUACAUGUUAAAAUGGCAAAUUCUCUGUUUUACGAGAAAACACAGUUUGUAAUCUCAUGGUAACAUGGUUGCCCUACUUGGUUUUAGAUCACUAGGUUUAAGCACUGUGCGGCAACCCAAGAUCAGUAAGAAUGAAGAUUAGUGAUUGUAACUUUACACAUUGGUUCAAAUUUGAAAUUUUGUUAGUGAAUUUUUGUCA
Molecule: messenger RNA, 1160 nt
Organism: Prunus avium (sweet cherry)
Lineage: Eukaryota; Viridiplantae; Streptophyta; Magnoliopsida; Rosales; Rosaceae
Source: RefSeq, a predicted model, not a curated record